GAAGGAGCUCCUCAGGCAGCGGCGCUUGAUCGCCUGACAGGCUGCUGCCAACUCUCAUUGAAAACCGGAAUUUGUACGCAGUUCAAAGGCAAAAUAAGCACCCAGCUAAGAAGGAUACAUUGUUCGUUAUUUCUUGAUCCUGUUAGUGCUGAGACUCAGAGUUAAAGCAUGGGGAACGGCGUCAAUAAGGUUCUCCAAGAUUUGUACUUGGGAAACUUUAAGGACGCAAGAGACAGAGAACAGUUAGCCAGAAACAACAUCACACACAUCCUGUCUAUUCAUGAGAGCGCAGCUCCGAUCCUCCCGGAGAUGACUUAUCUGUGCCUCUCUGCAGCAGACAUGCCUACACAGAAUCUAACUCAACAUUUCAAACAGAGUAUAACAUUCAUGCACGAGUCCCGGCUGAAAGGAGUAGGCUGCCUCGUUCACUGUCUGGCAGGAGUGUCUCGCAGUGUCACCCUGGUGGUAGCUUACAUCAUGACCUUGACAGGUCUGGGCUGGCAAGAUGUGCUCGCUGCUGUGAAGGUGGUCCGGCCCUGUGCCAACCCCAACCUGGGCUUCCAGAGGCAGCUGCAGGAGUUUCAGGAUACUCAAGCUGAAGGGUUCAGGGAAUGGCUUCGAAAGAGCUACAAGGACAACCCCUUUAACGAUACGGCUGAUAUUCAAGAAUUACUGGCAAAGGUGCCAAAAGUCAACAAAGAAGAGAUGGAACAACAUGCAUCUACUUUGCCUGAAGGUGUUUAAUAAGAGCUGAU
Molecule: messenger RNA, 755 nt
Organism: Cyprinodon tularosa
Lineage: Eukaryota; Metazoa; Chordata; Actinopteri; Cyprinodontiformes; Cyprinodontidae
Gene: dusp22b
Product: dual specificity phosphatase 22b
Exons: 7
Coding region: 169-744 (191 amino acids)
Biological process (GO): protein dephosphorylation; regulation of cell population proliferation; positive regulation of JNK cascade
Cellular component (GO): cytosol
Molecular function (GO): protein tyrosine/serine/threonine phosphatase activity
Source: RefSeq, a predicted model, not a curated record